Gigantopelta aegis is the source of this 818-nucleotide messenger RNA. Its product is annotated as early nodulin-75-like. The record is from RefSeq and is a predicted model, not a curated record. The annotation marks the transcript as partial. The transcript is spliced from 2 exons. Lineage: Eukaryota; Metazoa; Mollusca; Gastropoda; Neomphalida; Peltospiridae.
UCUUCAACCUGCGCCAUUACUUCCCUGUUCACCCACCCUUUUUCAACCCACCACACUACACCCCUCUUCACCCACCCCACUACUCCCCUGUUCACCCACCCUUCUUCAAUCUGCCCCAUUACUCCCGUGUUCACCCACCCUUCUUCAAUCCGCCCCACUACUCCCCUGUUCACCCACCCUUCUUCAAUCCGCCUCACUACUCCCUUCUUCACCCACCCUUCUUCAACCCGCCCCACUACUCCCCUGUUCACCCACCCUUCUUCAACCUGCCCCACUACUCCCCUGUUCACCCACCCUUCUUCAACCCGACCCACUACUCCCCUGUUCACCCACCCUUCUUCAAUCCGCCCCACUACUCCCCUGUUCACCCACCCUUCUUCAACCCGCGCCACUACUCCCCUGUUAACCCUCCCUUCUUCAACCCACCCCACUACUCCCCUGUUCACCCACCCUUCUUCAAUCCGCCCCACUACUCCCCUGUUCACCCACCCUUCUUCAAUCUGCCCCACUACUCCCCUGUUCACCCACCCUUCUUCAAUCUGCCCCACUACUCCCUUCUUCACCCACCCUUCUUCAAUCCGCCCCACUACUCCCCUGUUCACCCACCCUUCUUCAACCUGCUUCACUACUCCCCUGUUCACCCACCCUUCUUCAACCCGCCCCACUACUCCCCUGUUCACCCACCCUUCUUCAACCCGCCCCACUACUCCCCUGUUCACCCACCCUUCUUCAAUCCGCCCCACUACUCCCCUGUUCACCCACCCUUCUUCAAUCCGCCGCACUACUCCCCAACAAGCCGCUGUGCCUACGGUCAGUAA